Molecule: messenger RNA, 2826 nt
Organism: Lepisosteus oculatus (spotted gar)
Lineage: Eukaryota; Metazoa; Chordata; Actinopteri; Semionotiformes; Lepisosteidae
Gene: hsd3b1
Product: hydroxy-delta-5-steroid dehydrogenase, 3 beta- and steroid delta-isomerase 1
Biological process (GO): steroid biosynthetic process
Molecular function (GO): 3-beta-hydroxy-Delta5-steroid dehydrogenase (NAD+) activity
Source: RefSeq, a predicted model, not a curated record
UGUACUGUGUUUUCUUGCACCUUUGCCUGUAGUUGUGUAACUGAGAAAAAAAUAAACGUCUUCUGUCAGCCUAGCCUUGAGAUAAAGCUCUGGCAGAAUGUUUUCACAAGGUCAGCGGGGGAGCUGGUAUCGGUAGGCAUCAGGGCAUAUAACACCCCUAGAACCAGUUCCACAUGUCACUUGUCACCAGACAGCCGAGCUGCGUGCUGAAAGCCACCUCUUCUCCGAACAGCCAUGUCUCUUGCUAACGAAGUGUGCCUCAUUACCGGAGCCUGUGGGUUCCUGGGGGAGAGAAUUGCAAAGCUCCUUUUGGAGGAGGAAGAACUCGCCGAGCUUCGUCUCUUUGACAGGAACAUCAGACCCGAGUUCAUUCAGGCUUUGGAAGCCUCUCGGGACCGAACCAAAGUGACGGUGCUCCGGGGGGACAUCAGGGACCCCGAGGCGCUGAAGGGAGCCUGCCGGGGCGCCACUCUGGUGGUCCACACGGCCUCGGUCAUCGACGUCACGGGACUCGUGUCGGAGAGCGAGCUGCACGCGGUGAAUGUGAAAGGCACCCAGCUGCUGUUAGAAGCCUGCAUCCAGGAGAAUGUGAGCUCCUUCGUCUACACCAGCAGCAUCGAGGUGAUGGGCCCCAAUCCCCGCGGAGACCCCAUCCGCAACGGCAGCGAGGACACGCGUUACCCACGCUGCCUCAGGUUCCCCUACAGCCGGACCAAGUUCCAGGCGGAGCAGCUGACCCUGCAGGCCAGCGGCGGCCGGAUCGCCACCUGCGCGCUGCGGCCCAUGUACAUCUACGGCGAGGGCUGCCGAUUCCUCGCGGGCCACCUGGAAGAGGGCGCGCGGAACGGGGACGUGCUGACGCGCACCUCGAGGAAGGAGGCCGCCGUGAACCCCGUGUACGUGGGGAACGUGGCCUGGGCCCACGUCCUGGCGGCCAGGGCCCUGCGGGACCCCCGCAGGAGAGGGGCGGUCCAGGGCAACUUCUACUUCAUCUCCGACGACACCCCGCACCUCAGCUACUCGGAUUUCAACCUUGCGGUCAUGAAGCCGCUGGGGUUCAGGCUGCGGGAGAGGCUGCCCCUGCCUCUCCCCCUGCUCUUCUUCCUCUCCUUCCUGCUGGAGGUGGCCCAGGCGCUGCUGAGCCCCUUCGUGAAGUUCACCCCCCCCUUGAACCGGCAGCUGCUCACCAUGCUGAACACCCCGUUCACCUUCACCUACGGCAAGGCCCAGCGGGACCUGGGCUACAGCCCCCGCUACUGCUGGGAGGAGGCCAGGGCCCGCACCACGGACUGGCUGGCGGGCCUGCUGCCCAAGUGCCGCCGGCGGGUGGAGGAGCGCCGCCAGCCCUAGUCGCCGCACCGCGCCGGUGAGGAAGAGGGUGUGAAAGUAGGGUAAAAGGGCGGGGCCCGAUCACCGCUCCUCGCUGUCUCCAUUAACCGUUAGCAAAAGAAAUCGUCCCUUCAAAUGUCAAUUACGUGGCCAGAUAAGGGGGUCUUUGUCGUCUUCUUCCUCCUCUUCUCCUUCAUCGCCAGCUCCGCCAUGGUGGAGUGGAGGUCGGGGUCGUUGCCUCACGACUCCUGGGGUCCUGGGUUCAACUCCAGCCCGGGACCCUCUCAGCGUGGGGCGUCUGUGCUCUCCUCCACAGCCCUGUGCUCUGGUUUCUUUCCAUGUCUUUAAAAUAUCCCCUGUGUGUGUCUGUGUGUCUGUGUGCUGAUUAUAUACGCACACUGGAUGAAGUGUAAAACAAAGGAUCAGGAGGAUGUCCCACUCUGAUCUCACCCAGUCCCUCCUGCCUGUGUAGAAAUACCAUUAGUUUGGCGAGUCGGGCCUCCUGCUCGAGUGUUUCUUUCCGCACGAUUGCCGCCUUCCCAUCUCCACCCUCACAGCAGCUCCCCGGCUUCUUCCUUCUUCCUCAGAGAGGGGCGUCACCCGCCGGCAUCCCCAGUACAACUCUCGGCUCACGUGGCUCUGCUUCUCCGGCCUCUCGGGGGCUUGGCCGGACUGCUGGGACAGAGGUUGGCGCAGGCUGCUUGUUUUAUUGUGCUCCCCGUUAACGAUCGCUUAAUCACACUCAGUCCUAAAAGUACUCCAAAACAGAACCCUAUCAUGACUAUUAGCGUGGCUGGUGCUGCUGCUGCGGAGGUUAAUGUCACGCCUAAAAGUCAUCAAGAAGAAAAUCGGCAUGACAGACAUGACGAGCAACAGCCAGCCAGAACACCGGGCUUCUCUCCUUCUUUAUCUUACCUCUGCUUGUUCCUCUGCAGUUCUGUCACUGACACAGGGCCCUGCUCUCUCCUCUCACCGUUGCCCUUCUUGUUGUUAUUAUUAGUUGUACUAGAGGCCGCGUAAUAACGUGUCUUUAUCAAUCAGAGGGGGGUGAGAUUUUCUGAGGUUGCGUGGUGAGGCCACAGAUUCCCCCAGAUCCGCGCACACCGCCACCUCGACGCCCCCUGAGUGCGGGAGAGCGGCCAACACAAGCGAGAAGCAGGGAGAGGAGAGCCUUCAGCACCAGGACAACUGGUCGGGCCUCCUCGCUGAUGAACAGAAACCUCUUGCGUACAGAACUCGGCUCUGAAGGAAACAAAGCCCUACCUGUCCUGUUUGUGGAAGUAUUUCAUUUCCAUUUCAAACCCACCAGGCAAAAUCGGUCAUUCUCAUUUGGGAUCAUUUGGGGGUCAUCCCCGAACAGGAACUGAUUUUUGUCACUUUUUAGUAACAGCUUGGAGGAUUUGUCUCUAGGGAUUGUAUGAUUAUAUAUAAGUCUGCAACAGCUUGUGUGUUGUCUUUUUACCUUUGCUUAAUAAAUAAAUAGUUUUUCAAACAUCA